Molecule: messenger RNA, 1691 nt
Organism: Colossoma macropomum (tambaqui)
Lineage: Eukaryota; Metazoa; Chordata; Actinopteri; Characiformes; Serrasalmidae
Product: GTP-binding protein REM 2-like
Exons: 5
Coding region: 125-976 (283 amino acids)
Cellular component (GO): plasma membrane
Molecular function (GO): calcium channel regulator activity; GTP binding; GTPase activity
Source: RefSeq, a predicted model, not a curated record
GAGCCGCGCGCGCCUCUGAGUGGGAGAGCGGGAGGCGGAGCGCGCGAGCCGCCGUUACCGAGCAGCACAAACCGGAGUAACGGACACACUGCGCUGAGAGAGGAUCUCUAAUGGGCGAGAGAGCAUGACUUUGUCCAGUGCCCCACCACUUCGUAGAGGAAGCACCCCUGUUCCAAUCAAACAUCAGCUCAGAAGGGAAGAAGCAGUCAAUGAUGACUGUGAUUGGACGCCGGGACUUGGCGGAACAUCCCCUCCUCCAAUAAGCUUCAUCCCGGCACAGGAUGAGGUCAUUAGUGUAGACGUGGAGGAGAGACAGGAUGGCCCUCUGAGGAUUGCACUACUUGGCCAGAAUGGGGUGGGCAAAACGUCACUCGCUAUCGCCCUCGCAGGGGAGAUGGACAGGACUGCGUCUGUGGAUUCUGAUGGAGAGGGCUAUGUUCGAACUGUCACCGUGGAUGACGAGGAGAGCACCAUCUUUAUAUUUGAUAAUUGGAGACAGGAUCUGUCCACGCUGGUGUGCGAAGUGUGUGUGUUGGUGUUUUCGGUGACAGACAGACGCAGUUUCCACCGCACGGCUCAGCUCCGCCUCCUCCUCAGGGAAAACCAGCCCCAAACGCCCAUCAUUCUUGUGGGUAAUAAGAGUGAUCUGGUCCGCUCCAGAGAGGUCACCACAGAAGAGGCUCAUUCCAGUGCUGCUCUGUAUGAAUCUCCAUAUCUGGAACUGUCCGCCUCUCUGGACCAUGGCACCACGGAGCUCCUGGAACUGGCAGUGCGGGCAGCGCGUGGCGAGAGUAUUGGGCCACUAGGGGCCGGCGGAGGAGAAGGGGCAUCUGGAGGCCGCCGCGAAAGCCUGACCACACGAGCCAAACGCUUCCUCGCCAGUCUGGUGCCACGCUACCCGCGCGAAAAGGAGCGCGAAAGUGGCAAGUUCUUCAGGCAGAAGUCUCGCUCCUGUCAUGAUCUUGGAGCUCUGUGAGCGAGAGACCGAAAGAGAGGAAGAAAGAUGCACAGAGAGUACAGGGAGGAGGAGAAGGAGCGGAUAGAUAGAGAUAGGUAAUCGAUAAUCUAAUGAGCAGCAGUGGAGAAUUGGAAGGAAAAGAGAUUAACUAAAAUUUUUGAUUGUUGUUGAAGAAGCGCAGUGUAGAGGAAUUGAUGAAAUACAACAUGAAAUAGAAAAUCACAAGGGAACAAAAUGGUUUUAUGACUACAUCUAGAAUGUAUGUAAUAGCAUUGUAGAGCUAUAGCGAGUGUUCACCACUGUAAACUACUUCUGUAUAUACGUCCCCAUUGGUCCAGUCACACACCAUCACUGCUGAGGGCCAAUCAUAGCAUUUAGUACAUGUAAAACUGUAGCGCUGUGACUGACUGAACUACUGUAUUUUGCAUGCUCCAUUAUAAAAAGUUCAGUUCACGUAAAUGAUUUGAGGAAACUAUCUACUUUGAGUAACUUGUGGUGUGCUACUACAUUAAUUAGUAUGAGUUGUAGAAAUAAAAUUAGAACAGAUCCAUUGUCUCUAGGAAAUUGAUUUUCACAGACCUUUUGAUUGAACUUUUCACAUUGCAGUAUCCCUUGGCUGUACCACUGAAGAUGUACGUGCGAAGAAUUUUACGUGUACUAAAGGCUUUGAUUAACUUAGCCCUAAGGUUUCAUCCUCCAUUACUGAGAGGUAAAUUAAAUGUAUUAAACAAAA